AUGCAACGAAGCCGCUCCCUAAGGAGCAACCAGAGUGUAGAUCGGGCCAGAAGCUCUAGCGCUAUACAAACCAGAUCUUCCCACACACAAGAACCUUUAAUACAAGCAGUCAUGCACCACCAGCAUCAGCAUCAGCAUCAACACCCGCAUCUGGGUGCAUCGCGUGGAAACAAUUUGUUGUUAACGAGAUCAAUUUCCUCUAACACAGUGUACCAUGACGGAGUGAUCCCAAGAAAUAAAAACAUACCGAUGGUGGAUCUGCUCAAGAGAUGGAACACCUCCAAUUCUCAUGAUAACAUCACAAAGAUGAAAACAGAUGGGCUCUAUGAUAGUAGUAGCAGCAAGAAAUCCUUGAGACACUCCGAAAAUACUCCCUUAUCCAGCGUAGCACAUGAUAGCAUGCACUCCCUAGUGCCUAUGGAAGCAUACCAUGCUAAGAAUGUAAUAUAUCAUCAGAGCGAACUGGAUGCUUCAGAUGAGGAAACUUAUAUGUUUAUCCCAACAGUUGACAAUUCCACAAAGGGUUCUUCCAUUAGUAACAGCAUGGGUGCAAUCGGAGCGGUGGGAGAUGUGGAUGUAGGUGAUGGGGCCACAUCGGCAGGAAAUACAGUAAACGAUAUUCAAGAUGCAAUGAACGAGAUAUCCGAAUUCCAAAACAACUUUGUACAGAAGUACAAUUCUGAAGUGGCUAGCCCUGAUGCUGUCCCUAUUUCCAGAGUGCAGAAGAAAAUUUUGGACUACAAAGAGCUUCGCCAGUAUAACUCACCAGGGGAAAGUGGUAGUGUCAACUCACUUGACUAUAAUAUGAAGAUUCAGAACGAAACUCUUAAUUCACAGUAUACAUUAAUACGAUUGAGGUUCAACAGUGGGAACAAAGUAGGAGUACUAGGGUUUUUAAACGAGCGUAAGUGGGAACCAUCAGAAAUGAAUGAGAAUCAAAUCUCGAAAGUUGACAAGGACAAAUAUCUAGAUGAACUAUGGAGAAGUGAGAUGAAAGCAUUUAAAAACAUGUCGUUCAGCUCCACAUCAAGGUCUAAUUCAAGGUCAUCAUUUGAUGAGAAUGGUGCUAAUUCAACAAUGUACACUACAGCCAACAGUAGCUCAGUAAACUUUCCAGUUGGGACUAGUGACAGCUAUGGAAACAGCAACAAUUCGAAGAUGCAACAGCAUUUUGAUAUCAGCAUGGGCGAGAGCCACAAUAACAGCAUGGAGGAGAAGGAGAACUCAAACAUUAACUUACACGUGAAUGUAAACGAAGAUGAAGAAGCACCAAUGCAGAAGAGCAACAGUAGCUUGUCCGAGAUGGCAAAGAACAUCCAUUUUAAUAAUAUUAAGGGGACAGAGGACGAUAAUUGA
This is a messenger RNA of Dujonia railenensis, 1356 nucleotides long. The record is from the annotation of a GenBank genome assembly. NCBI's taxonomy places the organism in Eukaryota, Fungi, Ascomycota, Pichiomycetes, Serinales, Debaryomycetaceae.